Messenger RNA from Trichoderma atroviride IMI 206040, 861 nucleotides. RefSeq lists its product as uncharacterized. Gene Ontology annotation, molecular function: serine-type peptidase activity. The record is from RefSeq and is a predicted model, not a curated record. Lineage: Eukaryota; Fungi; Ascomycota; Sordariomycetes; Hypocreales; Hypocreaceae. Gene Ontology annotation, biological process: proteolysis.
AUGGUUCACUUCAAUUUACAGGCCAUCCUGGCAUUGGCAGUCACAGUUUCCGCUCUGCCGGCUGAUAGCCCGACACAAUACGUAGGACCUGAGAAUGGCAACUUGGUGAUAGUCGGGGGCGGCACGCUGGACGAUUCCAUUCUCCAGCGCGUCAUUGACCUUGCGGGGGGCAAUGAUAGCUCAAUUGUCGUCAUUCCUACUGCUCAGGGUGAUCCAAGCUAUGAUCAGAAUGCAGCGAAUGCGGGAGACUUUCGUCGCCUUGGCGCCAAAAGUGUUACUGUUCUACAUACAUAUGACCCCGAGGUUGCAAACACGGAAGAAUUUGUUCAACCACUUCUCAAUGCUACUGGCGUCUGGUUUGGAGGCGGUCGCCAGUGGCGUUUAGUCGACGCUUACGCCGGAACGCUCACUCAACAAACGAUCCGAGCUGUGCUGGACGCUGGUGGUGUCAUAGGCGGAUCCUCUGCUGGGGCAUCUAUUCAAGGGGAUUUCUUGGCGCGAGGCGAUACGGAGAGCAACACUCUCAUAAUCGGAGAUCAUCAACAAGGCUUCGCAUAUGUCAAGAACGUGGCUAUCGAUCAACAUGUGCUAGUUCGCAAUCGACAAUUCGACAUGUUAAAUGUGCUCAAAUACAAACCUGGGAUUCUGGGCAUCGCAAUCAACGAAAACACCGCUGUUCAUGUUUGGAAGAAUAGUGCUCAGGUAUUCGGUGCUAGCUACGCCAUCAUUUAUGACGGAACAUACUGGUCUAGGGACGGUAACGAUCCGAACCAACUUCCGGAUGAUUCAGGCCUAUUCUAUUUCUUAAGAGAAGGGGAUGAAUAUGAUCUUGGGCUACGCAAAGUCAUUAAAUCGUCUUGA